CCCAACACCUGACCUGAGGGCAGCAGAUUGAUUGACAGACACGUACCGAUCGAAUCAUCCAGCACUUGCAGCUCCAGCUUAAUAAUCAGCUGCUGCUAGUUCAGUGCACUAUCCUAAUUUCCUAGUCUCCUACCAGAGUCAUGGCGCCUCCUUCCCAUGAGAACAGCAGGUCAUCGGAGUCGGCGUUGGCGGCGCCGGUCGUGGUGACGACGGUGGACGUGGUGACGGCGGCGAGCGAGCUGCAGCAGGAGAAGCAGGUCAAGUACCUGGACGUGAGGACGGAGGAGGAGAUGUCCAAGGGGCAUCUGCACGGCUCGCUCAAUGUCCCCUACAUGUUCCUCACACCACAAGGGAGCCGGGAGAAGAAUCCUGAGUUCGUGGAGCAGGUCGCCUCGCUCUUCACCAAAGACCAGCACAUACUUGUCGGUUGUCAGAGCGGCAAGAGGUCCGAGCUAGCAUGCAUCGACCUACUAGCAGCGGGGUUCAGGAAUGUCAAGAACGUGGGAGGAGGCUACCUUGCUUGGGUGGACAACGGAUUCCCAGUGCACACACCAAUUACACCACCACCAAAUUAAUCAGGCUGGCUCCUCUGCAGCUGGUAUAUAACAACCAGUGCUCAACAUACUGAGCAAAGCUAGCCAGAUGAUUGAGAACUUGCAUAACUCUGGCCCUGAUCAGCUAAAUAAAAUGGGGGGAAUUACAAUGUCUGCCCACCUUACUACUGCUUUGGAACCCAAUUAAGUGCAUGUUGUAUCUGUGGUGCUAAUGAAUCCAUAUACAUAUUGUGGUGCUACUGAAUCCAUAUACAUAUGCAUAUUGUGGUGCUCAUGGAUCCUUUUUACUAUGCAAA
Brachypodium distachyon (stiff brome) is the source of this 850-nucleotide messenger RNA. Its product is annotated as thiosulfate sulfurtransferase 18. The record is from RefSeq and is a predicted model, not a curated record. Lineage: Eukaryota; Viridiplantae; Streptophyta; Magnoliopsida; Poales; Poaceae. The coding region runs from base 141 to 575 and encodes 144 amino acids. The transcript has 5 exons. Gene Ontology annotation, molecular function: catalytic activity.